This is a messenger RNA of Phascolarctos cinereus (koala), 1282 nucleotides long. The record is from RefSeq and is a predicted model, not a curated record. NCBI's taxonomy places the organism in Eukaryota, Metazoa, Chordata, Mammalia, Diprotodontia, Phascolarctidae.
UCCUGGGACCGUGCGGGGCCCAAUACGUGCCAGAUACUCUGGAAAUGAAGAUGAAUGGGAAGGCUCAGAACGUAUACCUCAGUGCAAAUGUCACCAUCCCCUGUACAUUGUAUGAACAUGAUUCUGUAAACCUGAACAUCAGUGUCAUUGGAAUCAGGUGGUUCCAGAGAAGGUCAAACUCUGACAAGGAAGACAAUGUCUUUGAGUACAAUGGAGGAAAACAGACUCAGUUCAGACCAGGAGCCAGCAUCUCACUGUCAGGGCUGAGGAAGGGAAAUGCCUCUCUCUUCUUGCCUUCUAUCCAACUUCAGGAAGCAGGAGAGUACAGAUGUGAAAUAAUCAUCCCUCCUAUCAAAGUGGAGAGAACAGCCAGAGUGGAUGUGGUUGGUGAGCGAGAAGGGACUUGGUCUCCAGUGUUCCACGUGUAUUGGAUGGCUCACAGUUGGAAAUCUCAGCCUCAAAUCACCUGGAAGAAAGUGAUUCCAAGAACUCACUCUCUGAUUGAGGACAAUGCUGAGUACAUCUACAGGACUUCCAUUAGGAAUAAUGGUGGUAUGUUCAAUGCCACCACCAGCUUGAUUCUGCACCCAAUUUUGGAAGACAAUGGAACCAUCUAUCAGACAUGGGAAGGAUUACUUUGUCUACAUGACGAUUUUCAUGAUCCUGCUUUUAUUUGUCUUGGCUGAAGUCAUCUAGUGUCUAUGUUUCAGGAAUGCCAGGACACCAACAAUAUCUGAGUCAGUGUGACUCAUGACAAAGUCAACGAGCCAGCCGUGUUGAGGUUUUCAUACUGAAACUUAUUUCCAAGAAUCUGGAAAUGCAAGAAUACAACGGUCGAAAUGAGGACAAACUUCAUCAGAAACGAUGAAGUGGACAGUUUCAGAGGAAAUAGGGAAGACGUUUAUGAACCGACAUAGAGUGAAGUGAGCAGGAUACAAUAAUGCAGCAUUGUGGGGGGAAGCAAACUUUGGAAGACUUUAGAAUCCUGAUCAACACAGUUAUGAACUUGGAGUACCAACAAGUGAAGAUAAAACACUCCCCUCCUGCUAGAGAAGUGAUAUACUUAAGAGACAGAAUGAGACACACAUGUUUGAAUAUGGCCAAUGUGGUAAUAUGUUUUGUGCUGCUGUGAAUAUUUUUAUGAUAGUAUUACUUUUUAAAAUUAAUUAUUGUAAUAAGAAGUUGGAGAGAUAAAAAUUGCUUAUAAAUUAAUUAAUUUAAAAAUAAGCCAAGGAUCCUGGAGCUGGACAACAGAAUAAAAAGAGACAAGUCUGUAAGUUGU